Molecule: messenger RNA, 1020 nt
Organism: Puntigrus tetrazona (Sumatra barb)
Lineage: Eukaryota; Metazoa; Chordata; Actinopteri; Cypriniformes; Cyprinidae
Gene: psmc3ip
Product: PSMC3 interacting protein
Biological process (GO): meiotic joint molecule formation; homologous chromosome pairing at meiosis; meiotic strand invasion involved in reciprocal meiotic recombination
Cellular component (GO): condensed nuclear chromosome; DNA recombinase auxiliary factor complex
Molecular function (GO): double-stranded DNA binding; recombinase activator activity
Source: RefSeq, a predicted model, not a curated record
AUGAGGAAUAGAGGACAUGAAGUUAAAAGGCAAGAUGUUGGCUCUCAGCUGGGGUCUAGUGCAGCCUGGGACUGGCGUGCCUGGUGUGCUACCUGGCUGAGGAGAUUUGGGUUUAGUAACUCUUCCUGCGCAACAGAUAUUGUGCAGUUUAGCGGAAAAAUCCAGGGAAGGGGUCAUCGCCAGCAACAUGAUCGAGCAGCCAUGCAGGGCCAUGCAGCCCGGCCACCUGAGCCCUCGGAGAGCGGCCACCGGGCAGGAGCCAUCGAGGAUAGGAAGCAGUCGACUCAGAGUUGGGCACAGGCCUGGGCUUACGGCGGGGACCGAGAUGUUGGAUCAGUCGAGCUGAACCAGUUGGAUCGUUGGAGGGGGCAGGGCCAAAAAACAGAAGACAGUCCGGGAUCAGCUUCCUGUCAACUUUCUGGGGAAGCCGCAAAAAACAGCAGACCCUAUAGUGCCCAGGAUGUCUUUUUACGAAACCUAAGGAAGCAGUGUGGUCUGGGUAAAACGGCUGUGGUCAGAGCAAUGGAGCAGCUGGCCCAGGAGGGAAAGAUUAAAGAGAAAGUCUAUGGAAAGCAGAAGAUCUACUUCUUGCGGAUCAGUUUCCAUGAUGCGGGAGUGAUGCUGAACUUAAGGAGAUGGGAUGCUCGCGUUGCAGAACUCGGUGUUGAAGUACAGAGCAUCUCACAGAGCUGCAGGCAGCUGGAUACAGAACUGAAGGAGCUCAAAUGCUCAAUAACCACAGCAGAGAUGAAGGCACAGACUGAGCUGCAAGCAGAGUGCUCUGGGUACAGAGACAGGCUGAUAAGAUCAGUCGCUACAAACCAUGUGACCCCUUAGGAGAAACAGAAGGUUUGCUGUGAGAGAGAGACUUAUGUGAAGGAGGAGGAAGAGGAAGAGAAAUGGUAACCUGAUAUGGUUGGAGCUAUUUUGGAGGGUUACCUAAAGAGCAAGAAACAGUUUCUGGAGGAGGCUGGGAUUGAAACAGAUGAGGACCAUAAAGUGACAAUGCCCAACAUCUAA